Molecule: messenger RNA, 1094 nt
Organism: Cuscuta campestris
Lineage: Eukaryota; Viridiplantae; Streptophyta; Magnoliopsida; Solanales; Convolvulaceae
Source: the annotation of a GenBank genome assembly
CCCUACAACUCCCCCUCCCACUGGACCCCACCCUAUCCUCACUCCUUUACCCCAUCCAAUAAACUAGGUACUGUGGUUAAAAGACUUUGAUCAUGAUGUUUGGAAGAUUGUCGCCGUGUAUGAGGGUGGCCCAUGGCGGAGCCGCCGCCGCUUGUCGUCGGGUAAUAAUAAGGAAUUGGCACAAAGAUGGCGGGAGCAUGGUGGAGGUGGCGUGGGAAAAGCCGAAGGUCGGGUGGACGAAGUUGAACUUCGAUGGGUCGUGCAGAUGGGAGACCGGUGCAUCCAGCAUCGGCGGCGUGUUCAGAGACCACGACGCCGAGUUCCUGUUCGGAUACGCCGAGCCCAUCGUUGGGCCCGUGUCAUCGUCAUCCGACAGUAAUGUUGCUGAGUUCGCGGCGCUGCGUCGGGGCCUCCAGAUUCUCACGGAAGACGACAACCGUUGGAUUACUCAAAAAGGCACAUUGCAUAAUAAUCUAUGGAUAGAAGGAGACUCCAAGAAUUUGGUUGACGCCGUGUUGCACCGAGAGCCACGCCGCCGGCGGUUUAAGUGGGAGGAUUUUCAGGAGCAGGUGGAGGAGAUAAGACUGAUGAUCAGACGCCUUAAGACGUUCUGCCGCUGCGAUCUGACGCAUGUUUACAAGGAGGGGAACAGAGCGGCACAUAAAUUGGCGGAGAUCGGCCACCGUCUCCAAUCUCCCCAAGUAUGGCGCCGCCUUGCUCCGCCGCCGCAACUUCUGCCCAUUCUCAGCCAAGAUGCGCAAGCCAAGGUUAUUCAACGUAGAAUUCGACACACAAAGUUAUGUUAGUAGAUUUCUACCCGUGCACCAAAUAGUAUUUGAUAUUUAUUACUCCCCCGUUCCACACAAUGCUUCCCUUUUGUUUUUUUGCUUUCCACAAAAUAAUUCCAUUUUUUAUUAAAAAACCAUUUUUAUCCAUAUUUCUCAUACCUUACUUAUCACAUCAUACUUUUUUACUAAUAACCAAACUAUCACAUCUUACUUUUUUCCAUCACAUCAUGAACAAAAUUGGAAAGUCAACCAAAAUUACACUUUCCUUAUUUUUGCCCAAAGUCAAAAUAAGAAUGGAUUUGUGGA